Messenger RNA from Miscanthus lutarioriparius, 720 nucleotides. The record is from the annotation of a GenBank genome assembly. NCBI's taxonomy places the organism in Eukaryota, Viridiplantae, Streptophyta, Magnoliopsida, Poales, Poaceae.
AUGCGGUGGGCAGAUCUGGAGAAGUCGGAGCAUCUCAAGGUCGACCGCUUCACAAUCCGGUGCGAUAUCACGAUUGCCAACAAGCUCUACAAGGAGCGGCGGAGAGCUGCGUAUGGGUUGGUUAAGGUGCCACCAUCCGAUCUGCACCAGCAUCUCGGCGAGCUCCUCGCGUCCAAGCAAGGCGCAGAUGUUACGUUCCAUGUUGGCGGCGAGACGUUCAGAGCGCACAGGUAUAUUCUCGCGUCCCGGUCGCCGGUCUUCCAGGCAGAGCUCCUUGGCCCGAUGAGAGAAAGCCAUGCUGCGGCUGUCGUCGAGAUACAAGACAUGGAGGCGCAAGUGUUUCAAGCCCUGCUAGAGUUCGUGUACACCGAUGCCUUGCCUCAGGACAUGACGCGGGAGGAGGACGCUGUGAUCUGUCAGCAUCUACUUGUUGUGGCGGACAGGUACAGCAUGGACAGGCUGAAGCUGGUAUGCGAGGACCGGCUUUGCAGGCAUAUCAACGUGGCCUCCGUGGCUAUCAUAUUGGCUUUGGCCGAGCAGCACCGGUGUCAUGGCCUCAAGGAGGCAUGCCUCCAGUUCCUUGUGUCCCCGGCUGUUCUCAAUGCAGUCGCAGCAGCCGAAGGCUUUGAUCAUUUGGCUAAUACCUGCCCUUCUGUUUUGAAAGAUUUAAUCUUUAAGCUCACCGACUGUCGUCUCGAUAUCUGGGGGAAAACAGGUUAG